UGCUGACUCCUGCCAUGACCCACAGGCCCAACAGCUUUUCAGCACCAGCAUGUAUAAAUAGGUCCGUUUUCUCUGGGGGCAGGACAUCGUUUUUGUGGAGCCCCCCGUGAGCACUGUACAGCUAUUCUUUGGGGCCAGUCAGGUGAAUCAGCAGUAUCAUGGCUCUGAACAAUCCCAACCCACUGGGACCAUGGAAGAUUACAGUUUAUGACCAGGAGAACUUCCAGGGGAAGCGUCUGGAGUUUACCUCAUCCUGCCAGAACAUCAUGGAGUGUGGUGUGGACAACAUCCGCUCCCUGAAGGUGGAGUGUGGAGCCUGGACCGGAUAUGAGCACUCCAGCUUCUGUGGACAGCAGUUUGUGUUGGAGAGAGGAGAGUAUCCUCGCUGGGAUUCAUGGAGUGGCAGCAACGCCUACCACAUUGAGAGAAUGAUGUCCUUCCGGCCCAUUUACUCUGCUAAACACAAGGAUUCUAAAAUGGUGUUGUUUGAGAAGGAAAACUUCAUUGGCCGCCAGUGGGAAAUAAGCGAUGACUACCCCUCUCUGCAGGCCAUGGGUUGGGCCAACAACGAGAUUGGAUCUAUGCUGAUUCAGAGCGGAGCCUGGGUGUGCUACCAGUUCCCUGGUUACCGUGGUUACCAGUACAUCAUGGAGUGUGAUCGUCAUGACGGCGAGUACAAACAUUACAGAGAGUGGGGCUCCCAUGCUCAGUCCUUCCAGGUGCAGUCACUGCGUCGAAUCCAGCAAUGAGUCCUGCAGCCCCCUUUCCUGACCUCCUACUCUGCGUUCUCCACCUCCUCCUCCUUCUCCUCUUCUUCCCUUCACCCAGCCAUUCCAAGCUUCAGCCAGCUCUAUCAGGCAUGGAGACCCGAGGCUGACUCUCUGGCACUUAACUAUCAAGAUGUUUACAGCACUUUUGUUUUGUUCUGUUGCCGAAUAAAAAAAUUAAGAAAAUUGAUGGAAAGAAUACAGAGCCACUGAAAAAAAUAAGGUUGCUGACUGAUGCCCCACUGAGGAGAAAAGAAGAUAAAGUUAAUGGGCCUCAUGAUGACAGCUCAGACUCAGUGCUGCAGUGUUUCAUAAAGAAGGAAAGGGCAACUUAAAAAGCAAUACAGAAAUCUGC
Molecule: messenger RNA, 1122 nt
Organism: Sphaeramia orbicularis (orbiculate cardinalfish)
Lineage: Eukaryota; Metazoa; Chordata; Actinopteri; Kurtiformes; Apogonidae
Gene: cryba1a
Product: crystallin, beta A1a
Exons: 6
Coding region: 159-749 (196 amino acids)
Biological process (GO): lens development in camera-type eye; visual perception
Molecular function (GO): structural constituent of eye lens
Source: RefSeq, a predicted model, not a curated record